AUGGGUGGCGCAGGCCGGGAGUGCCAAUUUGCGCGGCAGAGUGUCAAUUCUCGGCCAUACGCGAGCCCCUCGUCGUUGAUCAGCCUCCGCCCGCGGCGAGGAGAGCCCGUUCCGGUGCAAUGGCACGCGAGGCACUCAUCAGACUCAGCUCCUCGGGAGAGUUGAGCCGAAAAUCAGCUCAGCAUCGAGCCGCGCCUUCGCCGUCGAUGCGCAGAGGCGUCGGCACCGGAACGAGGAGAGGAAGCUCUAGUGCCGUGGCGUGCAUGGCGCUGCUGCGAGCUCGAGGCUGGAUGCAGCACCCAGCACGGGCAUCCGGAGCGCGCGGGCUGGCGGAGUCACGAGCGGCGGCACGGCGGGGGCGGCCCGCCCUGAUCGACCGUCCGUCCAUUCGUUCCUCCUCUGCGGCUCGCUCACAGCACCAGCUCGCAGGCUCGUUCCGCCGCGCCAGGCUCAUGCCUCGAUCUGGACGCAAACCCCUCCUCGCGCCGGGGCGCAGCAAUGCGAGGGCGAAAGGGCCGUGCUGAAUGCAUGGCUCAUGCAGGGGAGUAGCCGAGGCUGACUGGCCGGCCCGCGGGCGGUGCUCUUUGCGGUGCAGGCCGCGGCAGAGGGGCAAGCGCGAGGGCGAGCGAGGUCGCUCAUGUGCAUGCUCCCUGUGCUUG
This is a messenger RNA of Tilletiopsis washingtonensis, 659 nucleotides long. RefSeq lists its product as hypothetical. Bases 120 to 524 code for a protein of 134 amino acids. The transcript has a single exon. Lineage: Eukaryota; Fungi; Basidiomycota; Exobasidiomycetes; Entylomatales. The record is from RefSeq and is a predicted model, not a curated record.